Oryza brachyantha (malo sina) is the source of this 2751-nucleotide messenger RNA. RefSeq lists its product as uncharacterized. Gene Ontology annotation, molecular function: peroxidase activity; heme binding. The transcript is spliced from 6 exons. The record is from RefSeq and is a predicted model, not a curated record. Lineage: Eukaryota; Viridiplantae; Streptophyta; Magnoliopsida; Poales; Poaceae. Bases 110 to 2056 code for a protein of 648 amino acids. Gene Ontology annotation, biological process: response to oxidative stress; hydrogen peroxide catabolic process.
UUAGCAAAGCAGCCACUCAAAAAGUAGUCCCAGGGUCAAAAGGAAUUCAGGGCCAGCGAGUGGCUAUCUAGCUAGUACAGCUCAGCUAAGCUCUCGGGUCGCACCAGCAAUGGCGGCAGUCGAGUUGGUGAGGCGGGUGGGGGUGGCGAUGGUGGUGGUGGUGGUGGUGGUUGCCGUGGCGGUGGCGCCCGGCGCGGUGGUGGCGCAGCUGUCCGCGACGUACUACGACAGCAGCUGCCCGAGCCUGCAGUCCAUCGUGCGGUCGGGGAUGGCCGCCGCCGUCCAGAGCGAGCCGCGGAUGGGCGCCUCCAUCCUCCGCCUCUUCUUCCACGACUGCUUCGUCAAUGGGUGCGACGCGUCGGUGCUGCUCGACGACUCGUCGACGAUCACCGGGGAGAAGAACGCCGGGCCGAACGCCAACUCGCUCCGCGGCUUCGAGGUCAUCGACUCCAUCAAGUCGCAGGUCGAGGCCGCCUGCCCCGGCACCGUCUCCUGCGCCGACAUCCUCGCCGUCGCCGCCCGCGACGGCGUCAACCUGCUGGGCGGGCCGACGUGGGCGGUGCCGCUGGGGCGGCGCGACACGAGGACGGCGAGCCAGGCGGCGGCGAACAGCAACCUGCCGUCGCCGUCGUCGAGCGCGGCGGCGCUGGUAUCGGCGUUCGCGACCAAGGGGCUGGACUCCCGCGACAUGGUGGCGCUGUCGGGGGCGCACACCAUCGGCGCCGCCCGGUGCGCCACCUUCCGGUCCCGCGUCUACAACGACACCAACAUCAGCUCCGGGUUCGCCGUCCGGCGGCGGCAGGUGUGCCCCGCGCAGGGCGGCGACGGCAACCUCGCGCCGCUCGACGCCCUCAGCUCCGUCCGCUUCGACAACGGCUACUUCCGCAACCUCAUGGGCCGCUUCGGUCUCCUCCACUCCGACCAGGAGCUCUUCAACGGCGGGCCCGUCGACUCCAUCGCGCAGCAGUACGCCGCCAACGGCGCCGCCUUCUCCCGCGACUUCGUCACCGCCGUCGUCAAGAUGGGCAACCUCAGCCCGCUCACCGGAUCCAACGCCAUGGCCGUCGGCGUCGGCGUCGGCGUCCCCGGGGCGGCGAGGUCGAGGCGGCGGCUCUUGACUGCGGUGGCGGUGCUGCUGCUGCUGCUGGCGGCGAACGCGCGCGCGCAGCUCACGCCGGGGUACUACUCGGCGAGCUGCCCCACCGUGCACGGCGUGGUGCGGCAGGUGGUGUCGCAGGCCGUCAUGAACGACACGAGCGCCGGCCCCGCCGUGCUCCGCCUCUUCUACCACGACUGCUUCGUCGGCGGCUGCGACGCGUCGGUGCUCCUCGACGACACGCCCACGGCGCCCGGCGAGAAGGGCGUCGGCCCCAACGCCGUUGGCUCCCCCGCCGUCUUCGGCCUCCUCGACACCAUCAAGGCCCAGGUCGAGGCCGCCUGCCCCGCCACCGUCUCCUGCGCCGACAUCCUCGCCAUCGCCGCCCGCGACAGCGUCAACCUGCUCGGCGGGCCGAGCUGGGCGGUGCCGCUCGGCCGCCGCGACGCGCUGGCGCCGAACAGGGCCGCCGUGUCGACCGACCUCCCGGGCCCGGAGGCCGACAUCUCCGCGCUCGUGGCCGCCUUCGCCGCCAAGGGCCUGAGCCCGCGGGACCUCGCCGCGCUCUCCGGCGCGCACACCAUCGGCCGCGCGACCUGCGGCAGCUUCCGCACGCGCGUCUACUGCGACGCCAACGUGAGCCCGGCGUUCGCGUCGCACCAGCGGCAGUCCUGCCCGGCGUCCGGCGGCGACGGCGCGCUCUCGCCGCUGGACUCCCUCACCCCCGACCAGUUCGACAACGGCUACUACCGCAACCUGGUGGCCGGCGCCGGGCUACUCCACUCCGACCAGGAGCUGUUCAACAACGGGCCGGUCGACUCCGUGGUGCAGCUGUACAGCUCCAACGCCGCCGCCUUCUCGUCGGACUUCGCCGCCUCCAUGAUCAAGCUCGGGAGCAUCACCCCGUUGACCGGGUCAAGCGGCGAGGUCAGGCUCAACUGCAGGAAAGUGAAUUCCUGAUAGAUACAUAUAGAUAUCACCCUUAUUAAUUAAUUGUCCAUAGCACAAGGUUUAAAGUUAAUCACCUGUCAAUUUCAUGUUUCAAGUGAAAGUAUGACAUGAGAAUGCAAUAGAAAUGUCUCAGUGGAUAAUUCCUGCUCUUCAGCUCCUCAAACUUAAUUAUGACCCCCUCAAUUUGUACAACUUGUAAUGAUUUUGCUAUGAACAACCCAUUAUUUUCAUCGAAACUUUAUUCAUUAUUAUCUAGAUUUAUCUAUCGAUCAAUGUUAAACUGAUUGAUGCUAGCGUCCCGUGAGUGAUCUUUGCUUGCAGCUCGUGAUGGAAUAUAUAUGUUGCUCUGUGUCGUUUUGGGAGGCGGAUGGUAGGCAUCGAUGGAUGGGUUAGUGAGAGAGACGAAAAUCCGGCGAAAUGCACACGUCGAUUCCGUCCGGAGUGAUGUGGUUUUGUGGAUGGGUGCUGAAAGCGUCCGGAAAGGGACCCGUCACCCAACCAAACGCGCCGGGGUUGUCCCGGUAGGGCUUGCUUGGAGAAAGAAAGUGUGCGCCGACCAUGCCUCCUGUUCUUUUUUUUUUUUUGGCUUUACAAAAAGGAACAGUGGAAGGGCAUUCUCUGUUCUGUAUUACUGUAUACCCGUGGUCAAUCGUCACAGUUUAAUUGCUCGUUCGUUUUGGAGGAAAAAUCCAAGGAGUUGAACA